AUGUGGAUCAAGUUUGUGUUUACACUAGUUGGCUUACAUAAGCACCCGCGAACUCUUUUUGAAGCUCAUCACCAACUUUCACAUACAAUCGGUUGA
Molecule: messenger RNA, 96 nt
Organism: Trichoderma gamsii
Lineage: Eukaryota; Fungi; Ascomycota; Sordariomycetes; Hypocreales; Hypocreaceae
Exons: 2
Coding region: 1-96 (31 amino acids)
Source: RefSeq, a predicted model, not a curated record